GCGUGCUCGGCAAAUGAGAGACAAACAUAGACUUACAAACAGGAUGCAAGUCUUGUUUUUGCUAGGACUUUGCAACCGUGUCAGUAACUGUUCAAUUGAGCGGUUUAUACGGGUCAUGGGUGUCCAGUCAAGUGAUUUGGACGGGAUGGGCUGACAGAACCACAUACGACUAGCUUUGCUAUUUGUACUCGUACAGUUCUGCAUUCCUAUUUCAGGGAGCGCUUGCCCUCACUUGCAAUGGCCGCGUGCCCUCACAUAGUCACGUGGUUCUGCUGUGCCCUGCGCUUGGCUGGAACAGGAAGAUGACGCCGUGGUGCCAGUAACACGAAUCUGCAGAGAGACGCGCUCACCUGGAAAGCAAUGAAGUAGGAUCUGAGGUUUCUGUUCUGUUACUGUGUUCCCAGCGCAGACAGGGCUGCGGUACAGCGAGCGACAGCAGGACAUGCCUUCUCCCAAAGCAAAAAACAACGCCGGACGGUCUCCGAACCGAACCCCGUCGCCGCACUUGCUGCAGAGGCAGGGUUCGGACCCGACCUCGGCCCGGCUCAGAGCCUCCGAGAGCCCAACCCGGCGGCGCGGCUCCAACUCGGCCAGCGCCUCCGCCACCUGCCCACAGCAGCAGCUCCCGGAGGAGGACUGCAUGCGGCUGAACCCGUCGUUCGCGGGGAUCGCGUUGAGGUCCCUGCUCGCUAUCGACCUGUGGAUGUCCAAGCGGCUCGGGGUGUGUGCCGAGGAGGAUUCCUCCUGGGGCAGCGUCCGGCCGCUGAUGAAGAUCAUUGAGAUCUCCGGGCACGGCAUCCCCUGGAUAGCCGGGACUCUGUACUGCAUGUGGAAGAGCGACAGCGCCGCCGGGCAGGAGAUCAUGCUGAAUUUGCUGUUGGCCCUGCUCCUGGACGUGGUUCUCGUGGGGAUUGUCAAAGCGCUGGUGCGCCGACGCCGGCCCUCUCACAACCGGAUGGACAUGUUCGCCACCUUCUCCGUGGACCGGUACUCGUUCCCGUCGGGCCACGCCACGCGGGCGGCCAUGGGGGCGCGCUUCCUGCUCACGCACCUGGUGCUGGCUGCGCCGGUCCGCGUGCUGGUGCUGCUCUGGGCCGUGCUGGUCGGGCUGUCCCGGGUCAUGCUAGGCCGACACAAUGUCACCGACGUGGCCUUCGGAUUCUUCAUGGGCUAUUUCCAGUACAGCCUGGUGGAGGCGCUGUGGGUCUCCACCGCCAGCUUGCAGAAGCUGCUGGGAGUCUUGGGGUGAUAGGGAAGGGUUGAGGGGGGGUGGGGAGGGUAUGGAAA
Acipenser ruthenus (sterlet) is the source of this 1287-nucleotide messenger RNA. Its product is annotated as polyisoprenoid diphosphate/phosphate phosphohydrolase PLPP6. The transcript is spliced from 2 exons. NCBI's taxonomy places the organism in Eukaryota, Metazoa, Chordata, Actinopteri, Acipenseriformes, Acipenseridae. Gene Ontology annotation, molecular function: sphingosine-1-phosphate phosphatase activity. The record is from RefSeq and is a predicted model, not a curated record. The coding region runs from base 443 to 1249 and encodes 268 amino acids.